CGGUCGCCUUAAUAAGGCCCGCCCCCCUGCGCGCGGCUUCAGUCCUCAGCUCGGAGCGCGUCCCUGGACACCAGCGCCCCGCCGGCCAUGACAACCUACACCGACAAGGGGCCGAAGCCUGAAGGAGGCCGCUUCUUGAACUUCGACCACGUGACAUUUUGGGUGGGCAAUGCCAAACAGGCUGCGAGCUACUACUGCACGAGGAUGGGGUUCAAGCCCGUGGCCUACAAAGGUCUUGAAACUGGAUCCAGGAAGAUAGCAGCUCACGUCGUGCAACAGAACAAGGUGGUGUUCGUGCUGGUGUCGCCGUACGAGCCGGGGCAGCGCGCGCUGGACGAGCACCUGGUGCGGCACGGCGACGGCGUCAAGGACGUGGCCUUCGCUGUCGAGGACCUGGACACCGUCGUGAGGAUGGCCAAGCAGAGAGGAGCCAAGGUGGUGAAGGACAUCUGGGAGGAGAGUGACGAGGGUGGCAGAGUGAGGUUCGCCCAAGUGCAGACGUUUGGUGAUACGACCCACACGUUUGUCGAGAGACUCGACUACAGCGGCCUGUUCCUUCCCGGGUACAAGAAGUGCUUGGAGGACGACGUUCUGGCGCACAGCCUACCUCCAGGAAAGCUGGACUUCAUAGACCACAUUGUUGGAAAUCAGCCUGAUUUAGAGAUGGAAGAUGCAGCAAAAUGGUAUGAGCGGAACCUGAUGUUCCAUAGGUUCUGGUCAGUAGAUGACUCUCAGAUACACACAGAGUUCUCUGCCUUGCGGUCCAUUGUCAUGACCAACUGGGAUGAAACAAUCAAGAUGCCGAUAAACGAGCCUGCCCCGGGGAAGAAGAAGAGCCAGAUUGCGGAGUACGUGGAGUACUAUGGAGGAGCGGGUGUCCAGCACAUCGCCCUCAACACCCAGGACAUCAUCACCGCCAUCCGCAACCUUCGAAGCCGGGGCAUGCACUUUCUGAAGAUUCCAGAUACGUAUUACGAUACUUUGCGUGAGCGACUCAGAGCUGACAAGGUUAACAUCAUCGAGGAUCUCAAUUCUUUACAGGAGCUGAAUAUUCUGAUAGACUACGAUGAGAAUGGCUACUUGCUGCAGAUCUUCACGAAGAACAUGCAAGACAGGCCAACACUAUUCCUGGAAGUCAUACAGAGACACAACCACAGCGUAAGUGCAGACGAUGCCGAGAACAUUUCCCAGCUUAGUACCACUUCCAGGGUUCCUUCCCCAUUUUUUCUGUCUCGCCUAACAUUUUCUCCCUGCGUAAUUGGGCUGGCUGGCAAAAUAACACAUACAUAUAUUACAAUGUAACAACCCAAGCUACAGCCUCCCCAUUUGUUAAACAGUUUGAUUAGUGAUUUAUUAUAUUUUCUGAUCAAAUUCAGUACCUGAUUAGGUUUUUUGAUAUCAUGUAAAUAACAGCUGUUUAUUCUGUUGAGAGUUAGUUGUGCAUUUGCAAUGAGUUUUAUCAUAAUUUACAUUAAUUUGUGCUUUUUAAGUGUUUCUGAUGAUUUGCUUGGUUUAUUGUGUAUAAGCCAGUUUAAAUUAUUUUUGCCUGAUAAUUUAACUGCUUAGUUAUGUGUUUAUGUUUUCCCACAUAUUCAAGUAUUGUUCGUUGUAUUUUCUUUGAUUUUUUAAGGCGUGGACACAGGGAUGUUCUAUCAGUUCUAGAACAAUAUCGCUGAUGCAAAGGGUUUAUCAGUUACGUAAGUGUAAAAGAGUGACAGAUAUUGGUUGAGCAUGAGAAAAAAGGAGUCUACUAUGUACUCGUGAUUGGCUAAUUUUUUCUGCUGGAAGGAAUAAGCCAUUGCUUGAAGUGAACCAACCAACCAUUUCAGAGUGAUUUUAGGACCAAGAAAAACCAAAAUCAGGAACGUCAAACCAGGAUUCGAACCUCAACCCACUGGAAAGCAUCUUACCACUGUGUCAAGUCUUUACAUGAACAAUUGAUGAGCUAUUUUAGAAUUGCAAUUUUGCUUAUUAGGUUUUAGUAAAUAUUAUCCUCAAAUUUAAUAUAAACUUUACUUGAAGCAAAAAUUAAAGAAAAUUAUUUUAAACAUGAGCUAUUUAGUUACAUGACAAUGUUUUUUUUAAACACUUAUGUACUGUGCAACUAUUUUUUUAAAUUUUAUUUCUGUCCAAUGUGUUUUUAUUUUAGGGAUUUGGUGCAGGCAACUUCAAAGCUCUUUUUGAAGCAAUUGAACUGGACCAAGAAAGAAGAGGAAAUCUCUGAAAAACGUAUAUACUUGUCAAAUUAAUACUGUGUGUCAAAUUAAAAAAAAAAUUGUUUACUUAAUCUAAGUGAAAACAUCAAAAUUGCUGUUCAUAUUUUUAACAACAAAAAGAUUGAAGGAAAAAAAAUGUAUCAAAAAUAUUUUAUAUGUAGAAUAAUAUAAAAAGAACUGGUUGAACCCUA
Messenger RNA from Bacillus rossius redtenbacheri, 2407 nucleotides. Its product is annotated as 4-hydroxyphenylpyruvate dioxygenase. Gene Ontology annotation, molecular function: 4-hydroxyphenylpyruvate dioxygenase activity. The transcript has 11 exons. Gene Ontology annotation, cellular component: endoplasmic reticulum membrane; Golgi membrane. The record is from RefSeq and is a predicted model, not a curated record. NCBI's taxonomy places the organism in Eukaryota, Metazoa, Arthropoda, Insecta, Phasmatodea, Bacillidae. Bases 88 to 1302 code for a protein of 404 amino acids. Gene Ontology annotation, biological process: L-tyrosine catabolic process.